AUGGUCUUCUAUCCUCCAGCAUGGGUCCCGAAGCUCCCCUUCGACCCGCCCGACUCCAUCACCAUAGGCGAUUUUAUGCGUAGUGAGGAGACUGGCCGCCACCCCAUUGCCAAGAGCCGGAAUCCCUUCACAUGCGGUAUCACGGGCAAGACUUACACCACAGCCGAGUCCUUUGAACGGGUCAAUCUCCUCGCAAAGGCCUUGUCCAAGACCAUGGGCUGGGAGCCCAAUGCCGACUCGCCAUGGGACAAGGUCAUUGGCGUCUUCUCCUUCAACACUAUCGAUUAUUUAUCGGUAAUGUUUGCCGUCCACCGUCUCUCGGGCAUUGCCAGUCCUGCCAACGUGGCGUGUUCGGCCAGCGAGCUCGAGCACCAGCUCAAGUCCUCGGGAGCCAAGGUCCUCUUCACCUGCGUGCCCGUCCUCGAGACCGCGCUUGCGGCCGCUAAGGGCGCCGGCAUUCCCGAAGAUAAGAUCUUCCUCAUGGACUUGCCGCAUCAUGCCCCGAAGCCGCACUUCAAGACGGUCGACGACCUGAUCCAAGAGGGCCGCUCUUUGCCCGACCUCGAGCCCCUGAGGUGGAGCAAGGGCCAGGGUGCCCGACAGGUUGCCUUUCUAUGCUACUCGAGCGGCACCUCUGGCCUGCCUAAAGCCGUCAUGAUCUCGCACCGAAACGUCAUCGCAAACGCGAUGCAGUACUGCGUGUUCGAAUCGGUGCACAGAAAGAAGCUGGGCAUCGACACCCAGGUUGAGCUUGGCAUCCUCCCCUUCAGCCAUAUCUACGGACUCGUCGUUGUCGCUGUUUCCGCCACAUGGCGCGGCGACGAAAUCAUUGUCCUGCCAAGAUUCGAGCUCAACCAGUUUCUCCAAGCCAUUGAGAAAUUCAAGAUCAAUCAUCUUCCUCUCGUCCCUCCCAUCAUCGUUCGCUUGUUGAGCAGCCGGGAAAUAUGUAAGAAGUACGACCUGAGCAGCGUCAGGUUUAUUUUUGUCGGGGCAGCACCUACCGGGAAAGAAACUGUCGAGGGACUCCUCCGCCUCUUUCCAAAAUGGACUCUUGGCCAGGGCUACGGUCUGACCGAGACGUCGACCGUAGUCUGCUCGACAAGCGAGCUCGACGUUGAACAGGGGACGUCUGGAUCUCUUCUCCCCAGCACAAGAGCCAAACUCGUCAGCCCGGACGGACAGGAGAUCACCGCCUACAACACCCCCGGUGAGCUCCUCGUGCAGGGCCCUUCGGUCGUGCUGGGCUACUUGAACAACGAGAAGGCCACGAGUGAGGCCUUUAUCUUUGAUGAGGACGGGCGGUGGCUGCGCACAGGCGACGAGGUCAUGGUCACCAAGUCUGCUUCAGGAAACGAGCAUCUCACCAUUGUCGACCGCCUAAAGGAGCUCAUCAAAGUCAAGGGACACCAAGUCGCGCCGGCCGAGCUCGAGGCCCACCUGCUCUCGCACCCAGCCGUCGACGACUGCGCCGUGAUUUCCGUGCCCGACGACCGCGACGGCGAGGUGCCCAAGGCCUUUGUCGUGACGUCGGCCGAGGUGUCGUCGCGCAAGGACGAGGACAUCGCCGCCGAGAUCCUCAAGUUUGUCCAGGACCACAAGGCCCACUACAAGUGGCUCAAGGGCGGCGUCGAGUUCAUCGACGUCAUCCCCAAGAGCCCCAGUGGCAAGAUCCUGAGGCGCCUGCUCCGCGACCGCGAGCGCGAGGCCCGCCGCGCGAAGGUGUCGAAGAUAUGA
Lasiosphaeria miniovina is the source of this 1734-nucleotide messenger RNA. RefSeq lists its product as uncharacterized. Bases 1 to 1734 code for a protein of 577 amino acids. The transcript has 7 exons. The record is from RefSeq and is a predicted model, not a curated record. Lineage: Eukaryota; Fungi; Ascomycota; Sordariomycetes; Sordariales; Lasiosphaeriaceae. Gene Ontology annotation, molecular function: CoA-ligase activity.